Messenger RNA from Ceratotherium simum simum (southern white rhinoceros), 5245 nucleotides. NCBI's taxonomy places the organism in Eukaryota, Metazoa, Chordata, Mammalia, Perissodactyla, Rhinocerotidae. The record is from RefSeq and is a predicted model, not a curated record.
CUCACAGUUCACAGAGAAAAUGUUCUUCCAAAGAAGAACCUGGCUGUGGUUAUACAUUAGAACAAGUAUCCUUCUAGGAAGUGAGCUCAAGAGCCCAGAGCAACAUGGGAAACAAAACUGUUAUCACCUUAUCAGGUUUCACUGCAGCAUUAAGGAAGCAGAAAAUUACUGUCGUGCUCAAGGAGGACACCUGGCUUACCCGUGGAACCAGGAGGUUCAAGAUCUCAUCCAGCGCUUUCUGGAACAAGGGAAGAAGUGGUGGAUUGGGCAAAAUUUAACGCCGCUAGGAAAACAUAAAGAAAAACACAACCCAGCAGGUGUCACAGCCCACCAGGCCACAGAGCCCGCCAGCUGCACUUACGUGUCCAAAAACUCCCAUCAGAUCUCAUCCAAAGUGGACUUAUGCUCACAGAGGCAUUAUUUCAUUUGCCAGGCUGAUGCCCUUUCGGACCAAGAUGCCAGUUAUGAAAGAAAUGGAAUUAAUUCUCAUUUACUUUGGAGACCCAAGAAGACAAAAGCAGAAAUGGCAAUAACGAGAGACAAAAUGACCUCAGGACCUGAUCACAUGGCCACACAGGUGCACAUCUCAGAACUCUUUCCUCUCCCAGCACACUUGUCCAAGACCUUGUGCCAUCCCGUCAGCUCAUUUCCUUCAAGACCACCCAAAGUCACACCACAGGGAGUAUCAGUCACGUCUAUACCCACCAGCCAGCCUCUCCUUGUGAAAGCAGAGCUCACCAGGCCUGCGUCUGUCACACAUGCUGAAAAAGCUCCGGUGGAAAGAACCCCAAACCCCACAGAGGACUCGGCUGCAGACGUCUUCACCACUCAUCUACGAGCCUCACUUCAGGGUGCAUCCCAUCAGGUCAUAGAUGAGACACCAGGGAACUUUAGCAAAGCAAUUCCUAGUUUGCAAGCUCACAACACACUACAGAAAGCUUGUGACGUGCUCCAGAAACUGACAGCCGUUAUCCCCGGAUUUUCUGAGUCAGCUCAGGUCGAUGUCAUCGGUUCCCUUAUUUACCUGAAUGAGCAAUUACUGAAGAGCCCAUUUCAGAACAACAGCAAUCUGGGCUUCAAAACUUCUGCGACCGUCUGCCUCUUUCACUCCCCCAACAGUGUAAUAGAAGCUGGUGAAGCAAGUCAGCAAAGGUCCAAGCAUGACGUUGAACAGGUAGAAAAUAUGCUGAACACGUCCUUGCUGGCCCUUGGUAAGAUCCAGGAAGAAUUUCUAGAGCAGAAUAACGUCUCUGCGUCUUCGGUGACUUUGACCUCUUCGGUUGCUACUCUGAUGCUGAGCAGCCAAAACGUAUCAACUUUGCCUCUGAGCUCUUACACUCUGGGUUACCCAGCACCUGUGAGGUUAGGCUUUCCAUCAGCUUCAGCCCUGGAGGAGCUCUUGAACAAACACCCAGGAGUUAACGUCCAGGUAACAGGACUAGCUUUCAAUCCCUUCAAGGAUUUUGAUGACAAGAACAUUGUUGGAAGCAUCGGAAGUGUGUUACUGAGCUCUAAUCAUAAAUUGCUCCAAGUCCGUGAUUUAAUGGAAGAUAUUGAGAUCAUGCUCUGGAGAAAUAUUAGCAUGGAAACCCAUCCCACCAGCCUCAACAUGAGCACAGACCAUUUUACUAUUACAGUGAAUGUCACUUCUCCGGAGAAAUCCCUGAUAGUGUGCAUAGAGCCUGAAAGUCCCCUUUUAAUGACACUCUACCUGGGGUUCCAGUAUCAGCCUAACCACACUUCCUUCCACCUGAACAUCACCCUUCCAAAGGAUCAGGUGUGGCAAAAAGAUGAGGAGUACACCUGGGUGCUGACUCCGGAGAGUCUGCAGUAUGGGGUCGGCACCUACUACAUAACAGCUGUGUUGAAUAAAAGCCAGGAGAGCGCUCAGCAGCCACCCACCCUGUUCUCAGUCGUCACUGUCGUCACUCAGUGUUAUUUCUGGGACAGCCACAACAGCACUUGGAAGAGCGACGGAUGCCAGGUUGGGCCACAGAGCACGGUUUUGAGGACCCAGUGUCUCUGUAACCACCUGACCUACUUUGGCAGCGACUUCUUCAUUGUGCCCAGGACAGUGAAUGUUGAAGACACGAUCAAGCUGUUCCUUCGCGUGACCAACAACCCUGUUGGGGUGUCACUGUUGGCCAGCCUAUUAGGAUUCUAUGUGCUCAUAUUUGUGUGGGCUUGGAGAAAGGACCAAGCCGACAUGCAGAAGGUGAAGGUCACUGUCCUGGCUGAUAACGACCCCAGCUCUCAGUUUCACUACCUUAUUGAGGUCUCCACUGGCUAUCGAAGAAGGGCCGCUACAACAGCUAAGGUGGUUGUCACACUUUACGGAUCAGAGGGGCGAAGUGAGCCCCAUCAUCUUUGUGACCCCCAGAAGGCAGUCUUUGAGCGAGGGGGAAUGGAUGUCUUCCUCCUCAGCACUCCGUCCUCUCUGGGGCAUGUGCACAGCCUUCGGCUCUGGCAUGACAAUUGGGGUGACAGCCCUUCUUGGUAUGUAAACCAGGUAAUUGUCAGUGACUUGGCAGGUAAAAGGAAAUGGCAUUUCCUGUGCAAUUGUUGGCUGUCCGUGGACCUUGGAGACUGUGAGCGUGACCGGGUCUUCGUACCAGUCUCAAAGAAAGAGCUCUUUUCCUUUAGACACCUGUUCUCCUCCAUGAUUGUAGAGAAGUUCACCCAGGAUUAUCUGUGGCUCUCAGUUGCAACUCGACACCCCUGGAACCAGUUUACAAGAGUCCAGAGGCUCAGUUGCUGUGUGACACUGCUUCUUUGCAACAUGGUCAUCAAUGUUAUGUUCUGGAAGAUAAACAGCACUGCUGCCAAGAGAGAUGAGCAAGUGGGUCCAUUUGCUGUGACGUGGUCUGAAUUGCUCAUCAGCCUCCAAACUGCUGUCAUCCUCUUCCCAAUCAAUCUUGUAAUUGGGCAGCUCUUCCCAUUGAUUCAACCACAGGAACCUCUGCCUCUCUUUCCUCCCAUCCAGGCCUCCUGCCUCUCAGAUGCUUCUUUUGAGCCUCUCUCUCUCACAAAGAUAGUUGAGGAAUUAAAAGAAACUGUGGGACUCCUGCUCAGGAGAAAUAUGUACUUACUCUCAGAGUGUGAACAAUCUUCGUGGAGUUCUGACAACGUUACCAAGCUGGUGAAACUUUUAUCCAGCCUCAUUUAUUCUCAUUUAAAGGGUCAAGGCUGUCAUCAGCAGGCAGGACCCUAUUGGGCAAAUGUGGUUCCUGAAAACCACCAUCAUUUCCACUAUUACCUGCUCCGAGUUCUGCAGAGGCUGCAGUGUCACUUAAGCACACUGGAUCCCACCCAGGUUGACCAGCCUUGUGACUUCCUAGAUGCAGCCAGCCAACUGCAGAAACUACAGGAACUCUUGGAAACACAUCUCCUUCCCACAGGGCAAGGGCCAUCCAGGGAGGCAACCAGUUUUCCCAUCCUGAGCCCAGCAGAAGGGAAGAAGUCCAUCUUUAAUGGCCUGCCCCAAUGGCUGACUUAUGUCUGCUGGCUCUUUCUGGGUGUCACUAGUCUGGCUGCGGCCUUUUUUACAGCACUUUAUAGCCUGGAACUGAGCAAAGACCAAGCCACCAGCUGGGUUAUUUCGAUGAUAUUAUCAGUGCUUCAGAACAUCUUCAUCAGCCAGCCAGUAAAGGUGGUCUUCCUCACGUUGUUAUCCUCACUGAUGCUAAACAGGAUGCCGUGGCUUCACAAAGGGAAGGAACAACAAACAAAGAGGAUCUUGGCACUCUUGGCAAAAUAUUCUUCAUCAUUACCUGGUUCAAGAGAUAAGAACAACCCCAUCUAUGUAGCCCCAGCUAUGAAUAGUCCAGUUAAGCGCCCAGAAAGAACCUUGAAAGAGAAGCCACUCUUCAAGCUGACAGGAGAUAUUUUGGUACAAAUCCUCUUCCUUAUCCUGUUGAUGACUACAGUCUACUCUGCACAGAACUCCAAUAGAUUUUAUCUCCAUCAAGCUAUCCAGAAGAGAUUUUCUCAUGGUUUCUCAGAGAUCAAACUUCUUAAGCAUUUCUACCCCUGGGCCAAUCGCACCCUCCUUCCUAACCUAUACGGGGACUACAAUGGUAAGAACAGUCCUGGGGCCCAGCCAUGCAAAUGUGGGGUGCCACCCCUACCAUGACACAUUAGCACACUGAAGAAAGGUCAGCUGGCUUUUUCAAUAUGGCUGCGCCUCUUUGGGCACCCCAAAGUUCCACUCCCUGGGCCUCAUCUAAGCAGGUUCAGAUUUGUCUGUUCACCCAAGUGAUCAGGCCCAUGGGAGCUGAUUCCCACUGGUGAGUCUCACAAGAGGCUGAUAAACAAGAAUGAGAAUUUAUUCACUUAAAGCCUGAAAAGUGCUUUCUUCACCUCUGUAAGACUGGACACUUUAAGUUCCCUUCAGACAUCAAAGGAGGACUUUGCCUGGUCCAUUGUUUCACAAGUCAUCUAUUAUCUACUUGUCUGUUACUAUGCCUUCAUACAGGGUCGUCGGCUGAAACAGCAGAGGUGGAGGUUCUUCACUAGGAAAAGAAACAUUCUGGACACGAGCAUAAUCCUCAUUAGUUUUGCCAUCUUGGGGCUUGAAGUGAAGCUUAUGUCUCUACAUAAGAAAAACAUGGCACAACACCGCUAUGACCGGGACAGGUUCAUCAGCUUCGAUGAGGCAGUAAAAGUGAACUCAGCUGUCAUUCACCUCAUGGGCUUCCUGGUUCUGUUGGCAACUGUUCAGCUAUGGAACCUGCUGCAUCUUAUCCCCAGGCUGCAGGUCAUCAGCAGAACACUCAGCAAAGCCUGGGACGAGGUGGUGGGCUUCUUGCUGGUCAUCCUGAUCCUGCUGACAGGCUAUGCCAUUGCUUUUAACCUGCUGUUUGGAUGGAGCAUCUCUGACUACCGAACUUUUUUCAGCUCAGCAGUGACUAUUGUUGGUCUCCUGAUGGGAAUGUCUCAACACAAGGAGGUUAUUGCUUUAGACCCAGUCCUGGGCUCCUUUCUGAUCCUCACCAGUGUCAUCUUGAUGGUACUUGUGAUCAUUAACCUUUUUGUUUCUGCCAUUCUAAUGGCCUUUGGUAAAGAAAGAAAGUCCCUUAAGACUCGGAAAGAAGCUACACUGAUAGAUAUGCUGCUACAGAAGCUCUCAAGUUUGUUAGGAAUCCAGCGGCACCAGAACACUGAGCAAAGAGCCAUGACAACAAUGGGCAUUGACACUGACGUUUUAUUACCUCCUAGCUUAGCUUAUUACUUCUCAGUAUAUUAA